UGGACUCUUCUUCUGACGGCACCCAUUCACUGUAAAGGAUCCAUUGGUUUGAGCAAGUGACGUAAUGCUACAUUCCUCCAAAUCUGUUUUCUGUUCCAGCAAAUUUCAGGUUCAAGCAAAUUGCUCCUUUACCAAACAUAGGCUAUUCUACAUCUACUUGCAGUGACCAUAAAGCCGGUUUUGUACAGAGACCACGUUUCGGAAGUCACAGUGAUUUUUCCAUUGUGUUCCCUUAAUGCUGAGCUGACAUUAGAAACCAUAUUUAAAACUUAUUCAGAUAUAUUCAUACUGUAAGUACGCCGUGCAGUGCAUGCAUGAAGCUUUCAGUGUUAAAGUGACAGAGUAUUAGAAAUAACUACAGAGAAGAAUAGCAUUAGAUUGAUUGAUUAUUUAUGUUUUUUCAUUGAACAGUAUGAAUUUGACUUUGUCCAACUAGAGUAGGAUGAUUUAAUCGUUAUUUAUAAAUGUUUUGUUGCCUUUAUGAGAGAUUUAAACCUGAAGCAAUAAAUGGGUCUGUCUUUUUUUAAGAUGUUUAAUGUACAAUUGCACAGUGAGAGAAGAAAUUAGUUGCAUUUUACCUCAACUGACAUUUAUCGUAUGUGAAAUUUGAGUUGUAUUUACUUCAACUUCAACCAAAACGUGGGCAUUGCGCUUUAAACACUAUACUGAGGCGUAACGUGUUACAUCAUGACCAAAGUUGCAACACUACAUGGAAUUAAAUUUGUGAGUGAACACAACAGCCAAAGCCUUCUGCACUUUGAUUUGUCCAUUUAAAUCCCAUGUUCCUCUCUGUGUUGCACAGGGACUCUGUUUGUGAGGAACUAAUUAAAUUCCUUUGAGCGAGGCGCUUGGAUUUCAAUCCAGCUCACUAAUCUGCUUUUAAUGUUCAUGGAAGUUUCUUCUGAGGAACUCAACGGGAGAGAUGCUGUGCGGGUCUCCUGUUUGAUCAUUAGACCACAGUUAAAGAUUAUAAAUGUCUGUUUUCAGGAAGCGUCUGCAUUUAUUUAUUUACUUGUCAGGGUCAUGUCCUAUACUGGCCUUUCAAACAGUUCAGGGUAUUGUAUUGCAUACUAAGUAAGCACACUUUGUUCUGGAUUCACUAUAAAGAGUGAAAACACACUGUCUUCCAUUAAAAAGCCAUGUGAAAUACAGAAAAAAAAAGAUUCUAUGAUUCGUUUGUAAGCGGGGUUAGUUAUUUUUUGUCAUAUUUACUUUUUAAAACAUCACAACAAACUGUGUUUUUCGUUUUCACUAAAGUUGCUUUCUUCAAAGGGAAAUGCAAAGGCAUAGGCCUAUGUACUGUACUUCCCAGGAACACGGUCGUAUUUAAAGCAAUCUGUGUAGAAUUUUUUGUAUUUAUGUCGAGUUCUGAUGAUGUAAAUGCUAAAUCUAAAUAUUUCUCUAUUAAAACACCUCUUUGGCUCAUUCUGUGAUACUGCUUUUAUUCCAGUUGCAAACUUUAGGUAAAACUUUUGCAAGGUGUGAAACAUUACGGUUAGUUUUUAACUCUCUCUCUUUGUUAACCUACUCGCUAGAUUAGUAUAAAGGCUGUGAAUGUUUAAAAAACAGCUUUCAGUCAGAUAAAACCGUUUGUUUUCCAAAGAGCCUUGAGAAGAUGCUAAUCUCACAAGCUGAAGGUCUUCACUCUUCAGUGCCCUUGUGGGCGUGGUUUGCAAAGCCAGUCCGUUCUCCGAUUGGUCAAGCGAAGAUUUCCUCUUCUAUCAUUGGUCCAUUAUGGACUCGACGUAGGCGGCAGUGCAAAAAAAAAAGAAAGAAACUGCGUUCAUUGUGGCUCCAGAGUCAGGGAGCAAGUCCGUGCAUGUUUCUCAAGAAUCUCGGAGCCAACAUGGCGGCCGGACCGAGGCAGUUUCCUUCAUCGUUUUAUAUGAAAACAACUGAAAAAGUAGGAGGGUAGCGUAACACAACAACAUCAGCGUCACAUGAUUCAUAAAGCCAGGCUGCCCUGUUCCAAUAUGGUGGUCAGCUUGGCGGAGCUGCGUCUCCCGUUGAUCAUGUCGUUCCUCUUCGGGCUCGGAACCUGCAGCCUUCAAGAGCCGCAGGUUUACGGACUGCGCCUGGAGGACGUUACCGAGCGGGUGUUCAUGCGCGAGCGGGUCAUCGUAGCUCCGCACGGGACCACCUUCAAGCUCAGAUUGUUUGGGUCCUACCUGUCCAAUGAGACCUGGCCGUGGGUCGCGUUCGCCGCGGAUGGAGGCGGUUCGGUUGACCCGUGCGGGCUGGAGGAACUCCGCAACUCUUCUGCGUUCCGGUUACGAAGAGCGUUCCCGUCAGAUGACGAAAACAGCGGGAUUAUAGAAGUCCAAACCGAAUCUGCAGCAUCCAAACCGGAGAAUAAAGAUGCAGAGCCUGUGCUCCAUCAUUUCUGCGUCUUAAAGGGCCAGACAUGGGGGUCUUUCGGGUCGGACAAGUUGGUUAUUAAGAACCCGGAUGUGCCAUCAGAUUACAUACCAUUAUGGGGUCUGAUUUUGGUGGUUGUGCUCCUGGUUUUGGUUUGCAUUGUGGUCAGAUGUGUGAAUCUGAGUUUGCUGUGGCUGGACCCACUGGAGCUGUAUGUUCUGCACAGCUGCGGUUCGGAGGAUGAAAAGCGGGCAGCCAAGCGCCUCAAGCCCAUCCGGAGGAGAGGAAACGUUCUAGUUUGUUCGCUCUUGUUCAUUUGUGCUUUGGGUCACUCAGGGCUCGGCGUCUUGUUGUACCGUCUCUUGGGGUCCAUCGUGCCCGCAGUGUUUACUAGUGGCUUCCUCAUAUUCCUUCUGGCUGAGCUGGUUCCUCAUAUUGUAUGUUCGGGUUAUGGGUUCCAGAUGGCACCGGGUUUGAUAUGGCUGGCCCAGAUCUGUCUCAUCCUGACGUGUCCACUUUCUUGUCCUCUCGGCCUCCUGCUGGACUUGAUCCUGCACCGGGACGUGAGCACUGUCGGCAUCCGUGAGAAAACCAUGGAAAUGAUUCGGACUAGUGUGAACGAUCCGUAUAAUGAGUUCGUCAAGGUGGAGUUCAGUAAAGGCGCUCUCAGGACCAAAACCGUGGAGGACAUCCUGACGCCCCUGAAAGACUGCUUCAUGCUGCCCUCCACGGCCGUGCUGGACUUCAACACCAUGUCUGAGAUCAUGCAGAGCGGUUACACCCGCGUCCCGGUGUACGAAGAGGAGAGGUCCAAUAUCAUCGAAAUCCUGUACGUCAAAGACCUGGCGCUGGUUGACCCGGAGGACCGCACUCCCAUGACCACCAUCACCAAGUUCUACAACCAUCCUCUGCAUUAUGUUUUUAAUGACACCAAACUGGAUGCAAUGCUGGAGGAAUUCAAAAAAGGAAACUCCCACCUGGCCAUCGUUCAGAAGGUGAAUAAUGAGGGCGAAGGAGAUCCGUUCUACGAGGUUCUGGGUCUGGUCACGCUGGAGGACGUCAUCGAGGAGAUCAUCAAAUCUGAGAUCCUGGACGAGUCUGAUGGCUACAUGGACAUGAAGGUGAAGCGUCCGAUGGCCCCGGUGGAGAUCCCUCUGGAGCCACGCAGCGUUCACGACGAGUUCUCCAUCUUCAAACCUCCAGAGGGCGAACCCAAGAUCCGCACCUCUCCUCAGCUGUUGCUGGCCACCCAUCGAUUCCUGUCCCGAGAGGUGGAACACUUCGGCCCUCAGCGUGUGUCAGAGAGAGUCCUGUUUCAUCUGCUGCGGCACCCCAGCGUCAACCAAGAAGUGAAGUUUGACCCCGCGGUCCGGCUCAGUCCUGACCACUACCUGUACACACGAAACCAUCCGGUGGAUUACUUCAUCCUGCUGCUGCAGGGACGUGUGGAAGUGGAGAUCGGGAAAGAGGGUUUGAAGUUUGAGAAUGGUGCGUUCACAUACUAUGGUGUUUCGGCGCUCACUGCUCCCUCCUCAGUCCAUCAGUCUCCGGUGUCCACGCAGCAUCAGACCCCCAGAGACCCCUUUGAGCUGGGAGACGCCACCAGCCCGUCCAGCUACUGUCCCGACUACACAGUCCGAGCCCUCACUGACCUGCAGUUCAUCAAGGUGACCCGUCUGCAGUACCUCAACGCUGUGAUGGCGUCGCGGGUGGCCCAGAGCCCCGAGCCGCCUGAAAUCAAGAUCCUGCCCAACAGUCAAACCAAACUCCUGAACGAGAAAAACACUACUCAAGACUUUCAGCUCCACUUUUCAUUCUUUGACACAAUUGAAAACUUCUGUUAGUGUGCUUUGCAUGAGACAGGAUUUAAAUGUCCAGGUGCGAGCAAAAGCCAGGAAUCCAGGCCAGACGAGGGGCUUCACAGCCAGAGAGGAGCGUUUUGACCUCUAUCUAGCCUUCCUGCAGAACUCACAAGGAUGUUAUUAUGACAACUCAUUUGUUUUUGUCAUCUUGAAUCUUUUACUCCUGGAAUGCAGCGAUUGAGCCAGAUGGAGGACUGUUGAGGAAAACAAGAGACGUGAUGUUCAAGACGUGUCUUUCUGGUCAGACGGGAUCUGUUCGCUCUGUUCUGCUUAUUCAGCUGUUCCCUGUGAUGUCACUUCCUCUGCACUCUGUUCGACUUCACUUAUUUCCUUAAGUUGUAUGCAUGUGCUACUAAAUUAAAUGUUGUGCCAAGAUCUUACCACCCCUGUCCUAACACACAAGCAGUAUUACAGCCCUGAAUCAUCCAGCCCUACUGUGCCAAAAUGGGUUCAGAGCCACAGAAAAUAGGCAUUUACUCACCCUCAUGCCACUCCAAACACAUAAUCUUGUCUUUUCCAAUUAAUAGUGACUACAGCUGUCAGUGUCCCUCUGUAACAGCUUCACUGAAGCACUCAAAUGUUAUUCUCCAUGGCUUAAGUGCUAUCAAAUCUGAACACAAAUAAGAUUUUAGACCUUUGGGGAAGUACACUAUUAAAAAGAAAUGUUCUAUAUUGGCAUCUAUGGUUCCAUAAAGAACCGUUAACAUCAAUGGAAUCUUUCCAUUUUACAAAAGGUUCUUUUCUAGAAAAGGUUGUAGAAUAUUCAAAUGUUUGGUUGGAGCUGAACUGAAGGUAGAUUGGGCAGCCCUGCCAUAGAAGAAGCACUUUUGGGUUCCUCAAAGAACCUUUCAGUGAGCAGUUCUUAAAAUUACUAUUUUGUGCGUGUAAAGAACGUUUGAAAAAUAUAAAGAAUCUUUCAAUGGAAUGAAAAGGUUCCAUGGAUUUUAAAGAGUGCGCUUCUUUUUAAGAACUGUUCAUUGAAAGGUUCUUUUUGGAGCCAAAAAAAGGCUCUUCUACAUUUAUUAAAGAUUCCAAAAGGGGCGUUUAGAAUGUUGCAGUGUGUGUGUGUGUGUUAAAGGAAUUAUUUUAAUAAUCUAAAGAACUUUUUUUCAUUAUCAAGAACCUUUUGUGCAAUGGUAAGGUUCUACAUGGAACCACCAAUGCUAGUUUAAAAAAUACGUAUUUUUAAAAGUGUAUUGCAUUCAUUGCGAAAAACCCCUUUUGGAACAUUGAUUUUUUUUUUGUGUAGGAAAAGAUUAAUCAGUAAUAAUCGCAUUAAUGCUUUCCAAAUACAGGUUUAAGGGUGAGUCCUUAGGUAGAAUAUUCCUUUUAGGUCCCGAUAAGUCAGUGCCAAUGUAAGUUUAUCUACAGAAAACUUGCAAGAAGUGAAAAGCUGGAUUUUUCACAUUAAAAUUGGUCUUCAGUGCAGAGGUAUCACUAAUUAGUAUGGGAAUAGGUCCUUCUCUGUCUUAGAAAUUCCUAUGAUUGGUCCAUUUAAUUAUCAUUACCUUUGCCUAAUAUAUUUCCCUCCAAAUCUUCAGAUUGUUAGAUUGAUUAUUUGCUGGAAAAACAUAAAUUCGAGAGCGACGUUACAACUUCUGCGUGAUCCUGACCCAGUUUUUCACUGCAUGUCUACAUCCGGCUGCCAUUCAAUUCUGCAUCUCAGAACAAUUGCAUAUUAGGUGACUAAAUGCAUGACUGUAGCAGGUGUAGCUAACAGUAUAAACUAAGUUCCAGUUCCAUUGGAUUAACAUGCAAUUUGAUUCUAGCAAUUCUGAAAAUCCCAGUGUUUUUGAGAUUGUAUCAUAUUUUGAAAUGUAGAAAUGUUGUGUAAUUAACCUAAAACUUACUCCUUAAUGAGUCUAAAAUAUUUUCUGGCAUUCCAUGGUGUUCUGUUCCAUCCGCUUGUCCUAGAGAAAACGCUUGGUUUAAACAUUUCAAGUUUAUUUUCGAUUUCUAUAGCAUGCCAGCAUACACUACCAUUCAGAUGUCUGGAGAAUGUGUUUUUAAACAAGUUUCUUAUGCACACCAAGAAUGUUUAUUUGAUUACAGUUUGUGAAAUAAUUGUGAAAUAAUAUUAGUUUAAAACAACAGUUUUUCAUUUGAAUAUAUUUUAAAAUGUAAUUUAAUUAAUGUGUUGCAAAGCUGAAUUUUCAGCAUCAUUCAGUGUCAUGUGAUCCUUCAGAAAUCGAAUCAUUCUAAUGCUGAUUUGCUGCUCAUGAAAAAAUUCCUAAUAUUAUCCAUGUUCAAAACAAUUGUGCUGCUUCAUAUUUUUGUGGAACCAUUAUAAAUUGUUUUCAAGUAUUUAAUGAUGAAUAAAAAGUUCACAAACAAGAAUAGCAUUUAUUUGAAAUGGCAAUCUUAAAUCUCUACUAUAACUUUCGAUUGAUUGAGUUUAUUAUUUCGGAAUAAAAUAUGAAUUUAUUUUAAAAUAAUCAUGACCCCAAACUUUUGAACGGUAGUGUGUAAUUUGGGUUUUGAUGUGCAAAGGUGUGAUUUGAGUAACUUUCAGGAUAGCCUUAAUGUUCAAGAAAUUCAAGCCUUCAUUUGUUCUGUUUUAUUGAUGCAUAUAACCAAUUUUAAGCAGUUAUUUACAUGUGUGCUUAUUUAUGUUGACAUUAUAGGCCAUCCGCUAAAAACUGACUUCACCGAUCAGUGUGUGAUCCAAGUAAAUAUUUUUCUGCUGUUCAAAAAGUUGUACUGUUUGUUCUGUUGUAAAAGUCAAAUUAUAUUGUCACAAAAUAACGAAUGUACAAUAUAUAUAUAUAUAUAGAUAGAUAGAUAGAUAGAUACUUAAAAAUAAUUAUCUUGGUUUACUCUAUUUAUCAAAAGAAAUGCUGAGAUUUUUGCGUAGGUUAGAGAUGACUGUAAAUUAAUUUCUGAGGUUGUAAAGUGGGAACAGUUGCUGGCAGAUGUCAAUUCUUCAGGUACAAACGUAGAUAUUACCAGGGAUUCAAACACGCUUUUACUUCUGACCAGCCAUUUUUGGUGGUUGAGAUUCUAAUCUUCUCUGUAUUGUACUUGAGCCGUUGAAUGCUCUUGAUAUCAACUCUUUCACAGGAAAUAAACACAGCCCAGUGCAUAACUGAU
This is a messenger RNA of Carassius auratus (goldfish), 7310 nucleotides long. It is a transcript of the gene cnnm3, whose product is annotated as cyclin and CBS domain divalent metal cation transport mediator 3. NCBI's taxonomy places the organism in Eukaryota, Metazoa, Chordata, Actinopteri, Cypriniformes, Cyprinidae. Gene Ontology annotation, molecular function: transmembrane transporter activity. Gene Ontology annotation, biological process: magnesium ion homeostasis; transport. Gene Ontology annotation, cellular component: plasma membrane. The transcript has 10 exons. The record is from RefSeq and is a predicted model, not a curated record. Bases 1941 to 4202 code for a protein of 753 amino acids.